This is a messenger RNA of Amblyraja radiata (thorny skate), 4497 nucleotides long. Its product is annotated as adhesion G-protein coupled receptor D2. Gene Ontology annotation, cellular component: plasma membrane. NCBI's taxonomy places the organism in Eukaryota, Metazoa, Chordata, Chondrichthyes, Rajiformes, Rajidae. Gene Ontology annotation, molecular function: G protein-coupled receptor activity. Bases 326 to 3865 code for a protein of 1179 amino acids. Gene Ontology annotation, biological process: cell surface receptor signaling pathway; adenylate cyclase-activating G protein-coupled receptor signaling pathway. The transcript is spliced from 25 exons. The record is from RefSeq and is a predicted model, not a curated record.
UUCCUUCGAGUUGGAUGCUGACAGCAUCCUCCAACUUGUGUCUAUAAACGUAACUUUGUUGAAGUCCCGUUGCGACUGUCUCGGUAUCUAAACCAUGGGCAGCGGUGAUAGGUUGUAGUUGGCGGUGCAGUGUUUCGCCGCACUCUGCAUUCGCUGUUGUGUGGGGCAGAGCCGGACUACUCUCCUGGGUGCGAGGAUGCACCAUCCCGGGGCUGUCUCCCAACAGCAGGGUAUCGAAAUUAAAAGCACGUUUGGCAGGAUGGACAUUUGAACCGACGAAAGCGAACGGGAGGUGGACGGGGUGGGAGGGAGGUAGGCGCUGGCGAUGGGGAGCGGCGGUGGGCUCGGCCCUGAGUCUACAGGGGAUGUAUCCCGUGUCCCUGGACGACAACUCGACCCUUCUCCCAAGAAACCGGAGAUGGUCGUGGGCGCGAACUUUCCAUGUGCGGCCGUUCUGUUCCUGUAUGUGUCCGGGGCGCUGGUGGCAGCAGAGUCGCGGGUCGCGGCCGGGGACACGCCGUGUGUCUUUCACCGCCACUACUACUGUGUGUACCGCCCGGAGCGGCUGCGCUGGGCAGCGGCCGAGAAACUCUGUCGGCAGAGGUUCGGGUUCUUGGCCAGCGUCGCGACUGCCGACGACAACCUGAGACUGAGCGGCGCCCUGCGGUCGGUCGGGGUGACCGAGUCCCUGUGGAUCGGAGCCAGAGUGCGGGCGGCGGCUCCCGGUACCUUUGGUUCACACAUUCUGACAUUUGCCACCAAAACUGACACCAAAUAUGCCAAACUUCUCCUGCAGUUUCCUCAAAUGCAUUCCGUGACCAUUUGUGCACAAGUGCAAUUUGAAGCGAGCUACGUGGGAGUUUCCACUGUCUUCUCCUAUUCAAUUCCAUCGUUUAUCAACGAGUUUCAGCUGCGUGCAAACAUUGUCCAUGAGCAACAAAUCCAACUCGCGCUGCUUGUCCACGGGGUCCACACGCCUUACUCCCAGGCGGUGGAGAAUGAUGGCAGAUGGCAUCACGUGUGUUUGAGCUGGAGCAGCCAUGGUGGGACCUGGGCCAUUGCAGCAGAUGGAUCUGUCAUUGCAUCUGGAGAUCACCUGUACAUUUCUGGAGAUAUAGGAGCAGGCGGAGUUUUCAUCAUUGGCCAAGAACAGGACACAUUUGGCGGAUCAUUUAAGAAGGACGAAUCGUUCAUUGGGAAUGUUACACAACUUCACAUCUGGGAUCGUCUUCUGAAUGCCAGUGAGAUCCACGUUCUAGCAGGAAAUUGUUUGGUUGUUCCACUCGGAUUGUACUUUCAAUGGAACCUCUCUGUCUUUGAAGUUGAACCAACAGUGCAAAUGCACAAAGGAUUUUCCCAGUGUAAAGGUGAUGGAUUCCAAACGACAGAACCGUUUGAUGUUGCCUGGGUGGAUGGAACGAUGUCCUCAUUUCACAACAUCUCGUCAGAUGUCGGGCGUCCGGUGAACAAGGGAGAGUGCGUAGCCUUCAACCCACUGAGUGCCGUGUGGACCUCUGAAGACUGCUCCAAACAGAAGCACGCACUUUGUAGAUAUGGCAAAGAGGUUUAUGAACAAAUGCAAGUCUUUACUUCUCUACCUCCCUCUGCAUUAUACCUACACGUAAAGGAAAAGCCUACUGAUGUUUCAAUGGCAGAUUAUCUUUUGCUGAACAGAAGUGAUUACCCGCGAGAUAUGAUGAGUGCAAAUGUCCUUGCCAGUGUGUUAGUGGAAGCCGUGGAUGAAAGUGGCCUGGGGCUGACAGCUGCCGACCUGCUGGCUCUGACACGGUUCCUCGGGAAUGUUGCUCAGCUUGACUUUGAGGCAGAAGGGAACAAUUCAGAAACAGUUCUGAGCUUGGCCACUAACUACGUGAAAUUGGCUAGCAAAAUGAUAGAUGCUAAAUGUUCCUUGGAAUGGCUCAUGAUAUCCGAGGUGAUCCCUGGUCCAUACGUUAUAAUUCAAAGUGUUGAUAUGUUGACUGAAAGGCUGUCCAGUAUUUUGCUUUCUAUUAAACCAAGUAUUGUCCUGUCCACAGACAACAUCGAUGUGCAGAUGAAAGCCAGCCGACUAUCCAGUGUGGAAGCUGGUCUUGUCUACAAACCAACGUGUCUUUCUGCUCGGGAUCGAGUGGAUGAAAUCCAGGUUCCUGGUUCUGAGAUGUCUCGACUUCUCACUCUAGGGUACAAUGAAUUGAUAUUUAUACACGUUUACUACCGUAGUGUAGAAAAUCAUUUGGCACCUCACAACGUAGACUCUGUAUUGGUGGCCGGAAGGAAAGAAAAAAGUGAAAGCAGCCGAUACAACGUCAUCUAUUAUGAUUCCAAUUUGCAAGCAAGCCAGCUUCAAACAGCUGUAAUCUCAUCGACUGUACGUGAUCCAGUCAGAGCAAGAAACAUCCCCACAGCUGUGCAAUACUCUCUGUCACAUCGCCCUGUGGUUGGAUUUUCGAAAUUCGCCACCCCUGCAUGUGUGUUUUGGAAUUUCAGUCUUCAAGACGGCCGUUUUGUCGGAUGGUCAAGUCAAGGUUGCCACGUGAUCCGGGCUGAGUCUGACAUUACCGUCUGUUUCUGCAGCCACACUACUAACUUUGCCGUGUUGAUGCAGUUCACAGAAAUACAGUGGGGUGUGGAGACUGAGACGGUUUUAAACAAACUGACAUUCAUUGGAUCUGGAGCCUCUCUCUGUGCCCUGGUGGUGACUUUGAUUCUUUUCACUGUGCUGGAUAUUCCAAAGUCUGACCGGACUUCCAUUCACAAAAACCUGUUUGUGGCUCUGAUUGCAGCACAGAUGGUGUUACUGAGUAGUGACUCGGCAACAGACAGUAAGACUGCAUGUACGGCAGUCACUGCUCUUCUGCAUUUGUUCUUCAUGGCCGCAUUUGCAUGGAUGAUGGUGGAAGGGCUGCUUCUCUGGAGUAAAGUCGUCACCGUCAACUUGAGUGAAGAGCGGAGGAUGAAAUAUUAUUAUUUCAUCGGAUGGGGUAUUCCGGUUCUAAUAGUGACCAUCACACUGGCAGCGGCACACGACAAGUACAUCGCCGAUCGCUACUGCUGGCUCAACGUCCACAAUGGAGUCAUCUGGGCCUUUGUUGGGCCUGUCAUCUUCAUCAUCAUGGUGAACAUAUUUGUGCUGACGCGGGUUGUACUGAUCACCAUGACUACAGCCAAGCGGCGGGCGAGCAUGCUUGCUGUCAACAGCAGUCCCAUGGAGCAAGCCUACGACCAGAUAAGGGCUGCAGUGAAAGCAGUGCUGGUACUCUUACCCAUUCUGGGACUCACGUGGCUCUGUGGAGUACUCGUUCCCCUCUCUGUCGUCAUGGCCUAUACCUUUGUCAUCCUCAACUCCCUGCAGGGUCUCUUCAUCUUCCUGAUAUAUGGAGUAUACAACACAGAGGUAAGAAGUACAAUCAAAAGACUACAAGAGCGAAGAAAAGCUUUGAACUUUUCGAACUGUGCCACUUCUCGGCCGUCGAGCUCCUUGACCAGCUCCAGACCUGCCAGCUCCCCCGUGACAGGCUCGGAGAGUCUCGCCAAGGACGAGAUUGCAGACGGAGUCAACCUGCAGGGCAUUUGCAAGAUGUCCUUCUACGACAACAGUGUCAUAUACGAAAAUACAACUGCUGCGAAUGAAAGGCAGAUGUCCACACCCAGCCUGCCAGCAGGAGCAGAUGAUGAGCUGUCCAGCUGUUCUCAGAGCCCCUCCACCUGCACCAAGGGCUGCAAAGCUGCCGACCCACUUGCCGGAGGACAGGAGAACAAGGAAGAUGUUUGCAGCCUGCACGUUCCGCUGGAGCUGGAGGACCACUCUUGCCUCUCGCUGAAUGUCACGACUAUAAAGCGAGUUGGCAGCUUGUAUCUGGACUGAUUAAAUCAAGAUGACAGGGUGUCCUUCUGACUUGUGUUAUGCACAAGGUUGGGAAGUAACGGUGUUGCAGCGGAACCUUGGUGUGCGGUGCCGAAUGCUCUUGAGUGUCUUUAAGAACUCUGGUAAAGCAGAUUGAUGACGGGCGUUCUGUCAUCAUUAAUACUCCGGCACUCUCUGCCACCUAAACAAUUGCUAUCCUUCAUAAGACCAAGGAGGUUAGUCUCCAGUUUAACUGUGUUCCACUUGACUAAAACACAUCAGACCAACAACAAUCCUUAGGGAAAUGGCAUUUUGAGUUUUUACUGUGAAACAGUGUUAGCAACUAUUAUUUAUUGCUCUUUAUCUUAUAUCUGGAACGUGACUCCUGACUGAAAUAAUUACUCCAGUUGAAAGUAGCAAAAGUAAUGAUUGUGUGAGUUGUAGUUAUUAACACUUGUAGUAAAAACCGAUGGUCAAAGUCAUACAAUAUAAAGAGCAACACGACCUGACGUAGCAACCAAUUCUUAAACACCGUGCAUGUAACUAUCUUCAAUAUUAAUCAGAGGUUGUCACUCUGCAUAGUAACUGGACCUUGGUAUUACUCUGUAUCUGUUUUACCAAAUAUUAAACAUUAUUCGUCAAUAACCACAAAA